This is a messenger RNA of Procambarus clarkii (red swamp crayfish), 825 nucleotides long. The record is from RefSeq and is a predicted model, not a curated record. NCBI's taxonomy places the organism in Eukaryota, Metazoa, Arthropoda, Malacostraca, Decapoda, Cambaridae.
AUGAAACGACGCUCUCACUCCCCAAGUGGACACCACAGUGCCCCGGCGCUCUCACUCCCCAAGUGGACACCACAGUGCCCCGACACUCUCACUCUGGACACUCCCCGCUCUCACUCCCCAAGUGGACACCACAGUGCCCCGACGUGGACUCUCCCCGACUCUCACAAGUGGACACCACAGUGCCCCGACACUCUCACUCCCCAAGUGGACACCACAGUGCCCCGACACUCUCACUCCCCAAGUGGACACCACAGUGCCCCGACACUCUCACUCCCCAAGUGGACACCACAGUGCCCCGACACUCUCACUCCCCCAAGUGGACACCACAGUGCCCCGACACUCUCACUCCCCCAAGUGGACACCACAGUGCCCCGACACUCUCACUCCCCCAAGUGGACACCACAGUGCCCCGACGCUCUCACUCCCCCCAAGUGGACACCACAGUGCCCCGACGCUCUCACUCCCCCAAGUGGACACCACAGUGCCCCGACACUCUCACUCCCCAAGUGGACACCACAGUGCCAUGACGCUCUCACUCCCAAAGUGGACACCACAGUGCCCCGACACUCUCACUCCCCCAAGUGGACACCACAGUGCCCCGACACUCUCACCCCCCCAAGUGGACACCACAGUGCCCCGACACUCUCACUCCCCAAGUGGACACCACAGUGCCAUGACGCUCUCACUCCCCAAGUGGACACCACAGUGCCCCGACACUCUCACUCCCCAAGUGGACACCACAGUGCCAUGACGCUCUCACUCCCCAAGUGGACACCACAGUGCCCCGACACUCUCACUCCCCAAGUGGACACCACAGUGCCAUGA